AUGGGCCUGCAGCUUCAUCGCCGUUAUACGCAGUCGGCCCUGGUGGGAAACAGACAUUCCGAAAGUCUCAAUCAGCUGCGUCGCGUUGUUGGAUACAUGGCAAUCUAUCCGAUAGCGUACAUCAUUCUCUCGCUGCCUCUUGCCAUUGGUCGCAUGGCUACCACCAAGAACCGCAGCCCCAGCGCGCUUUAUUUUUGCGUUGCUGGUACGAUGAUGGCAAGUUCGGGUCUAGUUGAUGUGUUAGUGUACUCCCUUACCCCACGCAGACUACUCGUUGAACUAGGUUUUAACAACGAUCGUAUCGUCCACUCAGUCCACGAUGGCAAGGAAAGAAAAGGCGUCAACCCAGAAAAUUUCACCAUGAAUUCUGCAAAUACGAGAACGGAAAUAUGCGCAAACUGUACAAAUGUCACAGCGCAUUUCGACUCGACGGGGACCACUAUACAGUCUCCUGACACAAGCCCCGUACCAAUGGGACAAGUGCAUCUACAUAGAACAUUCGAUGUCAACCGUGAACCCUGA
Messenger RNA from Penicillium lagena, 522 nucleotides. RefSeq names its product family A G protein-coupled receptor-like protein. The record is from RefSeq and is a predicted model, not a curated record. Lineage: Eukaryota; Fungi; Ascomycota; Eurotiomycetes; Eurotiales; Aspergillaceae. The coding region runs from base 1 to 522 and encodes 173 amino acids. The transcript has a single exon.